Messenger RNA from Serpula lacrymans var. lacrymans S7.9, 2252 nucleotides. RefSeq lists its product as uncharacterized. Lineage: Eukaryota; Fungi; Basidiomycota; Agaricomycetes; Boletales; Serpulaceae. The record is from RefSeq and is a predicted model, not a curated record. Gene Ontology annotation, cellular component: nucleolus. Bases 1 to 1551 code for a protein of 516 amino acids. Gene Ontology annotation, biological process: ribosomal large subunit assembly. Gene Ontology annotation, molecular function: protein binding. The transcript is spliced from 9 exons.
AUGGUAUUCCCGGAACCAGAGCAAGAACAACCCAAACCCUCUCCAAAUAUCGUUGUGCAGUUUGUUGCAGAAAAUGACGGCCAAGCAAUUGCUCCUGCUGUCAACCUCCCCUCCAAUGUUGCUCGUGAUGCACUCGAGGCUCUGGUUAAUAAUAUAAGAAAAAAAGACGAUGACGACGAUGCCAUUCCGUUCUCAUUUUAUGUGACUCUCCCAGCCGAUGCAGCCACACCAUCAAAUGCACCAACCCGCAUCGUUAUCUCAAAAUCCAUCGAAUCCGAUGUCCUCAAUCAUCCUUCCCACGCUUUCACCCAAGAAGAUCUCCUAGUAGUCCACUGUUCUCCUCAGUCUGUAUUUAAAGUCCGCCCAGCAACUCGCUGCUCAUCCACGCUCUCUGGACAUACCUCACCCAUCCUUUGCGCAUCAUUCUCGCCCACCGGAACGCUGUUGGCAACGGGCUCAGGGGAUACGCAUGCAAGGCUGUGGGAUCUAAACACAGAGACCCCGUCGCACGUGCUCAAAGGGCAUACAGGUUGGGUGUUGUGCGUGGAAUGGGAGCCGAGAGAGCGAAAAUUGGCCACUGGGGGGCAUGACGGACAUGUUAGGUUAUGGGACCCAAAAACUGGAAAGGCAAUCGGCGACGUGAUGAAAGGACAUUCAAAAUGGAUCACCAGCCUUGCCUGGGAGCCCGCACACAUAAACUCAGCUUCUCCGCGUCUCGCAUCUUCUUCAAAGGAUGGCACUGUACGUGUCUGGUCUGUGGCGACCCGCCGUCUCGAGUACGCCCUUGGCGGGCAUACAGCCAGCGUAAACGUCGUGAAAUGGGGCGGAGGGGGAAAAGGUAGGCGAGGAAUACUCUACACCGCGUCAAGCGAUCGUACAGUCAGAGUAUGGGAUGCGAAUGGCGGUAAACAACUACAUGUUCUAAAAGAUCACGCUCAUUGGGUCACCACACUCACACUCAACACCGACUUCGUCUUGCGUACGGGCCCAUUCGAUCAUACUAAUAAGCGGCCGAGUGACGAUGCUGAAGCUCAAUCCCUUGCUCUCGCACGAUACGAAGCUCUUCUGGUUACAACGCCCGAGCUUCUCAUAACAGGCUCAGAUGAUCAUACACUCUUCCUUUGGUCGCUGUUUGGUUCAUCUAGCGGUGAUAAACCCCGCCCCCUGUCGAGGCUCACCGGCCACCAAAGGCAAAUCGCGCAUGUAGCAUUCUCUCCAGAUGGGCGGUGGGCUGCCUCUGCGGGUUGGGACGGAGCCAUCCGAUUAUGGGAUGCGUCCAUACGUCCCGGUGACGACCAAGGUGGAAGGAAUAGGUUUGUAGCGACUUUGCGAGGGCAUGUAGGUGCUGUGUAUCGCUUAGCCUGGAGUGCAGAUUCGCGGAUGGUAGUUAGUGCGAGUCGCGAUUCUAGUGUAAAGAUCUGGGACCUCAAAACUUACAAGCUUAAAGUUGACCUUCCCGGACAUACUGAUGAAGUGUACUGUGUCGACUUCGUUGCAGACAAGGUUGUGAGUGGGGGGCGUGAUCGGACGAUUAAAAUAUGGAAACAUUAGCAAAUAUCCCUUCUCAUAGAUCAAAGUAGUCCCUACUUAUCAAAAUUACCCCUGCCCAUCAAGAUGUAUCUAUUCCUUAUCUUCCUUUGUAAAGUUCUCCACACCGGUCGCAUCAGACUUAUUCCAGGUUAUGGGCUAUGCCUAUCAGAAAAUUCCUUGGUUUCAAGGACCAGUUAACACCCUGAGGCAUUCUCAUCGAAGACAACGCAUAUAAUGAGAAGCUCAAGACGAAUCGUGGGAAACACUCCGGAUCACAGGCGGCCUUUAUCGUUUUCUUAAUAAAGGACUGUGUACUAAUUUCCGAUACCGAAGGGCAACAUACAGUCCGUUGAAUAACAGCAGUUAUACCAAAGUCAAGCUGUAAUCAAGGUGAUUGAGCAAGUUCAGUCUAACAACCCACAUCAAGAGCUCAAGCAAGCUUUAAACCCGUGGGAAUAAUUAUGUAACGGAUACGUGUUACUUCACAUUUCCUUUUUCGUUUGUUUACCAUAAUUCUAACACUCUUUUAUUGCUCGUAGAACUACUGUCGCUCAUUAGUUUAUUUAGAUUUCCUUAGACUCCGACACCGAUUCAUGUAUAUAAGGGAAAGUUCAAACUCCAGGACCGCUGUUUCGAUGCAGACAGUCUGAUAACAAAUGCAUGGCAAUGUGAAAAUUAGUCAUAGCUCUAUCUGGUGACCUUGCAGUAAAUUAUUAACAAAC